ACGGAUACGCGCACUCCAGAUUCCGUCCUCUGUUAGACAUGGCGGCGGAUCUAAACCCAGACUGGCUCUCUUGCCUGCCUUCUUCUUGGAGUUAUGGGGUUACUCGGGACGGAAGGAUAUUCUUUAUCAAUGAAGAAGCCAAGAGUACGACCUGGCUGCAUCCCGUCACCGGAGAGGCCGUCAUAACGGGGCACAGAAAAACCCCAGAUUUACCAACGGGAUGGGAGGAGGGAUAUACGUUCGAAGGAGCCCGCUGCUUCAUCAAUCACAAUGAGCGGAAGGUGACCUGUAAGCAUCCAGUCUCUGGUCUUCCUUCACAAGACAACUGCAUCUUUGUCGUCAACGAACACGUGACUUCUGCAAAGCUUGUCCACCCCGUUACAGAUCCUGGUACAAUCAACCCUGUUACGGUCAACCCUGUUACGGUCAACCCUGUUACGGUCAACCCUGUUACGGCCAACCCUGUUACAGACCCUAUUACAGACCCUGUAUCAAACAGGCCAAAGGCUCCAGAGCAGGCUCCAUCAGAGGAGAGUGACAGAGUGAAGAAGGAGCGCCCGAUGAGCACCAUGAGCGAGGCGUCUAACUUCACAGGAGGGUCAGACUACAGCACCUACCCUGGCAGCAGCCCCGCCACACGGCCUUCGAGAUCUUACAAAAAGGUCCACAACUUUGGCAAGAGGUCCAACUCUAUUAAGAGGAACCCCAAUGCCCCGGCGGUCAAGAGCAACUGGCUUUACAAACAGGACAGCACGGGGAUGAAGCUAUGGAAGAAGAGGUGGUUUGUGCUGUCUGACAUGUGCCUGUUUUACUAUAGAGAUGAGAAGGAGGAGGGCAUCCUGGGUAGUAUCCUGCUGCCCAGCUUCCACAUCUCCAUGCUGUCUGUCGACGACCACAUCAGCAGGAAAUACGCCUUCAAGGCGACCCACUCCAACAUGAGGACCUACUACUUCUGCACAGACACGGCCAAAGACAUGGAGUCCUGGAUGAAAGUGAUGACGGACGCAGCCCUGGUCCACACAGAGCCAAUCAGAAGACUGGAUAAGUUGAAGGUGGACCGCUGCUGUCCCCAGGAGGUGAACAACAUCCUGAACCACAACCGGGUCCUGACCAGGCCAGAGAUCCAGAACAACGAGAGGAACCGUGAGCCGCACCAGCCCUCCCUCACCCGCAGCAUGGACCGCACGGACGGGGACAGGAAGCACAACACCCUCCAGAGAGAGAGGGAACGCUACACGCUGCAGAGAGACGGCGAGAGAUACUCCCUCCAGAAAGACGGGGUGAGCUACACGCUGCAGAGAGACGGAGAGAGGUACCUGUUGCAGAAAGACGGAGAGCGGUACGCCCUGCAAAAAGACGGGGAGCGGUAUUCCUUGCAGAAAGACGGAGGCGAACGAUGUGCUGUGCAGAAAGAUGUUCCGAUGGAGAAGUACGCACCUCAGAAAGACGGGGAGAAGUACUUGGUACAGAAAGAUGGAGAGAGAUAUGCACUGCAAAAAGGAGAGCGAUACACCCUCCAGAAAGAUGGACAGAAAUACAACCUCCAGAAAGGGGUGGAGAGACAAACGUCUAUGACUGAGAAAGAUCGGUCAGAUCGUUAUGGGACCCUUGAUGAAAGGCAGAAGUAUAAAACCCUACGGGAAGGAAGUAAGUGUGGUACCCUGAGGGAUGGAGAUAAGUAUGGGACGCUCGAUAAGUAUGGUACCCUUAGGGAAGUGGAUAAGUAUGGAACCCUCCGUGAAGGGAACAAGUAUGGAUUCCAGAGGGAUGGUAGUGCUGAGAGGCCUCUGACUAAAAUCAACAGCAUCAAACUCCAACCAGCCCAGGCAGCAGCCAUCGCAGCAGCAGUUACAGCCUCCCGCCAGGUACAGGCCUCCCAGCACAUGGCCCCACCACAGGUCAACGGCUCUGGGGAGCGGGCUGGGGACCACAGCCCAGGGGAGGUGGUAGGCACCCUGGGGAGAGGAGCAGGAAAGGCCCAGGACCCGCCUCCGAACCAGAACCAGCAGGCCCAGGAGCCAGAGAAGAGUCUGACCAGAACCAACUCCAUGAGGCAGCUGGAGAACUGGGUUAGGACCCAGAGGACACAAGAGGAUGACGAUACCAGGAGCAUCACCUCCUACCAGACCUUACCCCGCAACAUGCCCAGCCACCGUGCCCAGAUCGUUCCCCGCUACCCCGAGGGCUACCGUACCCUCCCCAGGAACAUGCUGUCCCGACCCGAGAGCAUCUGCAGCGUGGCUGGCUCCGUCUACGACCGCGCCCUGGCUCCCACGUCCAACUCAGACAAGAGGCGCUCCAUGAGGGACGACACCAUGUGGCAGCUGUAUGAGUGGCAGCAGAGGCAGGCCUUCUCCAGGCAGGGCCCACCACCACCAGGCCACUACGGGACCCUGCCCAGCCCCAAGACCAUGGGGAACAUCUCUGCGCACCAGGGGGUGGCCCACUCCAUCCCCACAUCCCCCUCCCAUGGAUCCCUGGCCCUCUACCAUACCUUCUCCCCUCCGGGCCAGCACCGCAGAGACAACCCACCAGGGUCAACCAGGUCCGAGGUGUCCUCGCCCGUCUUCAGAGGGGACCAGACUGUGACUAUAGACCGCAGGCACAGGACUCACCUCACCAAGUAUAACUACCCACCUGACCGCCGGUCCAUGCCAGCAGGCAUCCCAGUGCAGACCAUUACCCCACAGUCACUACAGGGCAAGACGAGUGAGGUCCUGUCUCAUCACCUUCAGAGGAACCUCAUGUAUCUGGACAGCCAGAUCAGCCCCGAGGACUACAAAGACAACUCCUACAGCCACCAGAGGCCAGAGGACAUAGACACUAAGCUGAGCAGACUAUGUGAGCAGGACCAAGUGGUGAGAACACAGGAGGAGAAACUACAGCAACUACACAGAGAGAAGCACACCCUGGAGACGGCUUUGCUGUCUGCCAGUCAGGAGAUAGAGCAGAGCUCUGACAACCCAGCAGCUGUACAGAGCCUUAUACAGCAGAGAGACGUACUGCAGAAUGGACUGCUCAGUACCUGUAGAGAACUGGCACGGGUCAACACUGAGUUGGAGCGGUCGUGGAGGGAGUAUGAUAAAAUGGAGUCUGGCGUCUCUCUGGCCAAAACCAACCUGUUGGAACAGCUAGAGGCCCUGGGCAGCCCACAGACAGAACCUCCCAGCCAGCAGCAUGUCCACAUCCAGAAGGAGCUGUGGAGGAUCCAGGAUGUGAUGGAGGUUCUGGCCAAGAAAAAACCCCAGAGGACCACUGACACUGGUUUCCUUGGUUCCAAACCCAUCUCAAACCUACAGAAGAACGAGCAAGGCCCAGACUACCGUCUGUACAAGAGUGAGCCAGAGCUGACUACUGUAGCUGAGGAGGUGGACGAUAACAACGGAGAGGACAAUGACAAGGACAGACUACAGACAGGGCUGACUACUGACAAGGAGCCUGCGGCCACUAAAGUCCCAUUAGGAGUACCAGUCUACCCAGUGGGUAUCGUGCCCCCCAGGACCAAAUCCCCCAUGAUCCCCCCAGAGUCCUGCACCAUCGCCUCCUACGUCACCCUGAGGAAGAGCAAGAAGUCUGACCCCAGGAUUGACCGUCCUCACAGUGCGGUGGAGCAGACGUGCGGACCGGGGGAGAGGGAGAGCGGCAGAGCCAGGAUGAGUGUAGAGGAGCAGCUGGAGAGGAUCAGGCGACACCAGCAGGCCUCGCUCAAGGAGAAGAAGAGAAGUAGCAGCAGUAUUUCCCCCUCACGCUCUCCAUCCUUCUCCAAGGAGAACCCCUUCAUUACACAGGUCAGGCGAGAUGUGGUGUUCUCCACAGGCACCCAGGAGCUGGAGGCAGCACUGCAAGACCUGGAGGAGGUCAGAGACCGAGUUACAGAGCAGCUGGAGAGGGACAGAACUGCAGCCGUGGAGCUGGAGAGAGACCGAGGUGCAGAACUGGAGCUGGAGAGAGACAGGGCUGCAGCAGCUGCUGAAGAAGAAAUGGAGAGGGGUCGAGCUGCAAUAGAAAAACUAGAGCGAGACAUGACUGAGGUGGCUGCAGUGGUGGAGCAGGAGAUGGCCAGGACUGCUGUGGCUGUAGAAGAGGAGUUGGACAGGGCUGCAGAAUUGGAGCUGGAGAGAGACCGGGCCGCAGUAGCAGCAGCUGCAGAAGAAUUGGAGAGGGCUAGAGCUGCAGCUGAAGAACUAGUCAGAGGGAGGACUGGAGUGUCUCCAGAAGAGGCGCUGGAUAUUGACACGGCUGCAGUAGUGGAGCUGGAGAUGGAAAUCACUGUGGUGGAGGAGAUCAGCUACAGAGCUGAGGAGGUGGAUGUCAUCCCUGUCCCCAGGCUGAGUGAGGAGGAGCCACAGCCCCGGACGGAGAGCUCCAACAUGGACACAGAGGUGUCAGAGACCCAGGUGAUGGUGAUAUCAGAUCAGGGUGUGAAGCCCUUGUAUGUACAGUACCUGAUCCCUGGACAACAUCAACAGCAGGGGGAGAGGGAGACGGAGAGGAGAAAUACCCACACUCCCAGCACCCUCAUUCCCCACAACAGUUUGCCAGCUGCUGUGUCAGAAGCACUGACUCCUGAACCUGAGGAGGAUGUGAUGCAGAGUGAGGCGAUGCGAGGGGAGGCCCCGGAGCAUGAGACCCAGGGGAACAACAUUGACAUAUCCUAUGAACUACCAGCAGAGGGCGCUAAACUCAACAACCUGAUGGCAGUGAAAAGCCUGCCCCUUCCGCCCCAGUCCUCCUCUCCUUCUCCUCCUCAACUCACUGACGGAUCCCACUUCAUGUGUGUGUAGACGUGUCGAGGAGGUGGUUAUGUGAACUCAACUACACUCACCCAGACAUUGACCUUUGUGAGCAGUGACACAUAAGCGAUGCCAGUCUGAAGAUCCAAGAUGGCAUCCUACAGAGCCAAGAUGGCACCAGUCAGCCUGCACAGAGCAUGCCCAGUAGCUCUCUGUGUGUAUACAAUAGAAAUGACUGUAGCCAGACAGACAGAAAGAGUAGAUCCACAGGCCUGCUCGUAUUACUUACUGCCUGCCUACAUAAUAACUGCGAUACAAAACUCUCUCAUUCACACAGAGAUCUCAGAGGACAAGAUAGUAUUACAGGGUGAUAAUUGAUUAUUAUUAUUAUUAUUAUUACAGGUAUUAUGAUGGUCUGUUAUUUUGAACAUGUUCUGUGAGUAUGCGUUGAGUGUCUAUGAGCUGAGCACUGCUGUAACGAGGAGGGGACUGUACAGUUGUAAAUAAGAACAUUAGAAGAGUCUCACACUGGGAAGAUCUCAAUUGCAUACUCCUCGCGUCCUGUCUCCUCGUCUCCUUCUCAAAACCCACUGGAGGAGAAGGUCAGAGGGGAGGGACCUCUGGCUUUCUCAUCCAAUGGGUUUUGAGAAGGAGACGAGGACCUGAGGACUCGAGGAGAAUGCAUUUGAGAUCAUCACACGCUAUGGAGAGGGCCAAGCAACAAAUCUACACACACGAAGGCAGUGUUUUAUUUUAACCACACGGGGGCGCCAAUAUUCUCUUACGGGUUUUAUUUUUUUGACUGGUAUAAGUUUUUAACCUGAGGCCCUAAAAGUUAAAUUUUCCACAUAUUCUACACUGCACAUUCCCCCAUUGUUCAUACACAUUGUUAAUAUAUAAAUAUAUAAAACAUAUAGAAUGAACUAUCUAUACAAUGGGUUUAUACUUCAAUAAGGUGCCACCAUAUUGCUGCUGAAGGACAGAGUUUAAAUAUUUUAUUAAGGUUGUGUUUAUUUAUGUCGGGAGGAUUGGGAUCUGGUCGCCGCCGACAACCACAUGUGAAUGUCCUGGAUUAGAAUUGAUCUGCUUCUCUUUUUUCUUUCUUUCUAUGGCUGAGAUAUAUUUAAAGUAAAAUAUAGAUGAAAGAUAAAAUAGUUUUAUGAGAUUAGGGGUUGUGUGUUAGAUUCUGUCUGGUUGUGUGUUAGAUUCUGUCUGGUUGUGUGGAGUCCUGGACAGAGAGAAGAGAAUAGCACAUGUAUAAGCAAUAAGCAGGCAUUUUGUUCCUCUCGGACUUCAAAUAUAAUGUACAUAAAUGUAAAGUUUCAUUGUGUAAAUGAUGUACACCAUAGAAAGAGCAGAGCAGAAAUUGUAACUGAGGUUAUUAUUAUUAGAGUUAAUAUGCAAAAUGUUCAUAUCUCAUCUGUUUUAUAUCAUGUGAAAUAAAUGUUGAUGUUCUUAA
Molecule: messenger RNA, 6192 nt
Organism: Oncorhynchus masou masou (cherry salmon)
Lineage: Eukaryota; Metazoa; Chordata; Actinopteri; Salmoniformes; Salmonidae
Product: pleckstrin homology domain-containing family A member 5-like
Exons: 28
Coding region: 39-4784 (1581 amino acids)
Cellular component (GO): cytosol
Molecular function (GO): protein binding; phosphatidylinositol-4-phosphate binding; phosphatidylinositol-3-phosphate binding
Source: RefSeq, a predicted model, not a curated record